Molecule: messenger RNA, 805 nt
Organism: Rosa rugosa (rugosa rose)
Lineage: Eukaryota; Viridiplantae; Streptophyta; Magnoliopsida; Rosales; Rosaceae
Product: heavy metal-associated isoprenylated plant protein 20-like
Exons: 3
Coding region: 242-697 (151 amino acids)
Molecular function (GO): metal ion binding
Source: RefSeq, a predicted model, not a curated record
UGGGCAUGAUAUUUUGGAGAAAAGCACUGUAUUUGGGGAUGGAGGGACUCUACACGUCAUUGUCUGUGCGGUAUAUAGAUUUGUAGUACGUAAUUAUAAUAGGGCACCCAGAGUUUCUCUUCUCCUAUAAAUAUAAGCGUGGAGCUGGACCAAAGUCACACACAACAUAUCUGUAUAUCUUUGCUCUCUCUCCACCCCACGGUUUUUCUCUCUCAAAUUAAGAAGCGAGAAGCUGAUCGAAAUGGGUGUGCUAGACUAUCUAUCAGACUAUUUCACAAUAAGCUCCAAACCGAAAAAGAAACGCAAGGCAAUGCAGACAGUUGAAAUCAAGGUGAAAAUGGAUUGUGAUGGGUGUGAAAGGAGAGUUAAAAGUGCUGUUUCUAACAUGAAAGUAUUAAUUAUAUCUUCAGGUGCUAAACAAGUGGAGGUGAACAGAAAGCAAAGCCGGGUGACGGUGACAGGUUAUGUGGAACCAAACAAGGUGUUGAAGAAGGUGAAGAGCACCGGAAAGAAAGCCGAGAUUUGGCCCUACGUUCCAUAUAACCUCGUUGCAUACCCUUAUGUUGCCGGAGCUUAUGACAAGAAGGCACCGUCCGGCUACGUCAGAAACGUCCCUCAGGCAGUUGCUUUCGCACCGGACGACCAGUACAGCUCUCUAUUUAGCGAUGACAACCCUCAUGCUUGUGCCAUCAUGUAAUCAAAACUAAGGACUCAGUUAUGUAAUAUUGUACGCGGACUAGUACUACAUGCCACUUUGUGCUUUGAGUCUGUAAUUAAGAUGAUCGAUCUCCACUAAUUUUUCUUA